Molecule: messenger RNA, 6093 nt
Organism: Sceloporus undulatus (fence lizard)
Lineage: Eukaryota; Metazoa; Chordata; Lepidosauria; Squamata; Phrynosomatidae
Gene: HYCC2
Product: family with sequence similarity 126 member B
Exons: 13
Coding region: 1006-2757 (583 amino acids)
Biological process (GO): phosphatidylinositol phosphate biosynthetic process; protein localization to plasma membrane
Cellular component (GO): plasma membrane
Source: RefSeq, a predicted model, not a curated record
GAGAUAUCUUUGUUUCUCUUAGAUAAGAUCUUGCAGAUGGGUAGCCUCUUCAGUUCCUGGGAUGCAAUGACAAGCUAGGUGGGAGUAAAGUUGCCUUUGCAGGCAUAGUUUUACGUAAGAUGUAAAACAGAUUAGCUUUUUAUCUCUAGACCAAAGGGGAGUUUGAGAGGGUAAGGUGUGCAAUCAUUCUAUGUGCUUACUAGUUUGUUAUGCAUGUUACAUAUAUACAGUUAACCUUAAGAAGAUUCGUUUUGGCUGUUCAACAUUUUUAGUAAUGGUGGUCACUUUAAAAAUUUAUUAUCGCUAUGGUUCAAACAAAACAUUUAUAUGGUGUUUUUGGUGCAUUAGACUUUGCCUUGGGACGUGGUCUUUCUGUACUGUAGCAGAAUUCUCUUGGAGUAAGCAGCUGUUCACAUUGAUUUUAAAUGGACUGUAUGUUGUGCAAUAAAACGUAAACACAGAAGGUUAAAUCUGACAGUCAGUCCCAAGUAAAGAAGGCCAACCGAACCGAGUGGAAUUUGUUAGAUCAGUGCUUAUUUGAGUUCCAUUUAUCUGAUGGGCCUGUUUUAGUUGGAACUUACAAUUAUUACCCCUAAAUUGCUUUUGAGCCCUGUUUAAGUUGUACAGAACUGUGUUGUUGUUGUUGCUGCUGUUAGUAAUAUGAUCCUAGAGGAUAAUGAUUCUAGUGAUUCUGAGGGAAUCCCUUUACCCAAAAGAAUUCUUGUUAAACUUGGUGAAGAUAAUGAGGAACGAAUGCUUGAGAACACUGUAGGCUACUGUGCCAUUGGCAGUUGGAUCUUCAAGCCAUUUAUUGCAUCUGAUGAGAGAAUUGUCUUGUCUUCCUGCCCCUCAACGUCAUGGGAAAUACUUCACAAAGAACUUGUCACCAUUUGAAGGGGAGACAAAUGCAUUCCAGACUAGAACAUGGCAACAUUCCUCCAUCAGUAUCAUUAGAUAACUAACUUCUUCAAACAGAGGUGAAAGAGGAGUAGACGUUGUAAGAAGAUGCUAGGAUCAGAACGUGGUGUGGUAGAAGAAUGGCUAUCAGAAUUCAAGGCAUUACCUGAAAUGCAAAUCUCCAGUUAUGCAGCAACACUUCAUCGGAAAAAAACAUUGGUGCCAGCUCUCUAUAAGGUCAUUCAGGACCCAGAUAAUGAGCUUCUGGAGCCUGUCUGCCACCAACUGUUUGAACUCUAUCGUAGUUCUGAGAUUCGUCUCAAAAGGUUUACAUUGCAGUUCUUGCCGGAACUGAUUUGGGUUUAUCUGCGUCUUACUGCCAGUAAAGAUAGGCAGAGCAAUGGUUGCAUUGAAGCCCUGCUUCUUGGAAUUUAUAACUUGGAAAUUGCUGACAAAGAUGGGAACAAUAAAGUGUUAUCUUUCACCAUUCCUUCCUUAUCCAAGCCAUCUAUUUACCAUGAGCCAUCUACUAUUGGAUCCAUGGCUUUGACUGAGGGAGCACUAUGUCAACAUGACCUUAUCCGAGUGGUUUAUAGUGACCUUCACCCUCAAAGAGAAACAUUCACAGCACAAAACAGGUUUGAGGUUCUGGGCUUUCUUAUGCUGUGUUACAACUCUGCUAUUGUCUAUAUGCCUGCUUCUUCCUAUCAGUCACUUUGCAGGAUGGGCUCCAGACUUUGUGUCUGUGGAUUUCCACGGCAACAUGAAAAACCCUGGAAGGAAGAGUAUGGCAGAGUGGUACUGGAUCCUGACUUCAUGGUACAACUGCUCACAGGUGUCUAUUAUGCUAUUUACAAUGGGCAGUGGGAGCUUGGCCAAGAAGCACUGGAUGACAUAAUUUACAGAGCACAGCUUGAACUUUAUUCUCAGCCUCUGUUGGUUGCAAAUGCUAUGAAGAACUCAUUACCCUUUGAUGCUCCUGAUGCAUCGCAAGGAGGACAGAAGGUCUUGAAAGUAGAGGUUACUCCAACAGUGCCGAGAAUUUCUCGGACUGCUAUUACAACAGCUUCAAUCCGUCGACAUCGCUGGAGAAGAGAAGAUGGCUUUGACUUCUCAAAUGAUGCUGACUUGAGCAUUCCCGGAUCUCCGAUCCUACACGGCUCCACAGACCUAGGGAUCAAACGCAAGCAAGAGGGGGACGUGCUGGUGCUCAGGACCCCUGAGCAUGGCUCACCGGAGCCCAACUUGGCAGCAGCCACAACAGAGGAUCCUGAGGGUAUGAAUGGUAGAGAAGAAUCUGUGAACCUUAAUGAUGCCGAUGAAGGAUUUUCUUCUGGGGCAUCCCUGAGCAGCCAGCCAGUUGGGACCAAACCUUCAUCCACAUCACAGAGAGGGAGCUUAAGAAAAGGAGCAAGUGGACGUGCAGCCAAGGAGAAAGAGAUUGUGUCAGCUACCAAAUCCAUUGAAAGCCCCCGAGAAUCUGUCCGUAAGCAGUAUCUGCACCAGUCAAUCGACCUCAGUAUGGACACAGUUGAAAUGACUCCUACAAAGAAACACUUGAGCCUGCCUGCUGGGCAAGUGGUGCCAAAAGCCAAUAGCGUGAGCCUGAUCCGGACUGCUAGUGCUUCUUCCACAAAAUCAUUUGACUAUGUGAAUGGCAGUCAGGCAGGUUCCAAUGUUGGUGGUAAUGGUGUUACUAACUUGGCGGCUGGCAACACUAAUCGGUUUUCAACCAUCAGUCUACAGGAGGACCGCUUAGGCCAAGCUGGAAAUGGGAAAGAUGACCUUUCAGUGGGGGCUCCUCUGACCAAGCAGUCCCGAUCACCAAGUUUCAAUAUGCAACUGAUAUCCCAGGUUUAACUUUGUUGUCCUUCCUGUCCUUUCUCUCCUUUAUCCAGUUCUUUGAGCAACACCUGCAGCCAUCUUCCUAUAGUGUGAAAAUCCUGGCUUUUGUGAUCUUGUUCAUUUCAUUUUAGAUAUCAUACUAUAUUUUGUACUGAAACAGCAAUAAAACCUCUUUCUCCUCCCCUCCUCCUCCUCCCCCCCACCCCCUGGCCCUGAUAAAUGUGGUUGUGAAGCAGUAUAAAAUGUACUUUAUGCCUUUUCCAUGCCUUCCUUUCUCCUUGGGUGAUGUGCAAUCCAUUGUAGGCUGAUCAGUCCCAUUUCAACACUGUGAGUCUUGAGAAGAUCGGAGGAAAUGGUGAAUGUGAUCCCUAUGAAAAUGAAGCUUUUGCUAUUUUUGAGAAAUAGAAACGGGUUAGUUUUCUCAAUCUAUGGUUCUGCAAAGACUACUGGAUUGUGACUUUAUUUUUUUGUCUCUUGGAACCAGGAGUGCCUCAGAGAUUCUGGUAGGACUUUGGGCCUCUGAGUUAGUGCAAUCAAUUCUGAGGGAGGGGGUGUUGUCAUUGCUCCUGGUGGCUAAAUGCACUUUGAUGUAAAAAUGAGAGUAGUCCUUUGCUACCAUCCUCCACUUUCCCCCCAAAAAGCUUAAUGUUCAGCAACUCAGAGAUAUGAAUGAUCAAGUUGUCCCCCCUGCCCUGUAGAGAGAGUGGGCAGUGAAAUAGGCAGUGUUGGUUACAAUGCACUUUUAAUGGCGUUGUAGCCAUAACUAUUGUAACAUGUCUUCCCCCUCCAGGAUACAGGGUUGUUCUGCCUAUGUGCUAAGACUUUGAAAGAUGAAUUAUGUUUUCUAAAAACCGAGAAGUAGAAAAUAGGCAUAUGGACUCUCCUAUACAACCCAAAACAAUUAGUGCUCAAUAUUGCACCUUUGAAAAGAAAGUUAUGUUUUGUAAGUCUAUGACGUUUGAAAUGGACAAGAAUAGGUGUAUCUUGUGUGAGGGGAUUUUCAGUCUGCAUGCUGUAGUUUGACUUAACAGAAUCACAGAAUAGGCUCGGAAACCUGCAGUAAAGACAGUACGUUCUCCAGCAUGAUUUGCCAGAGACAGGCAGCUGGAAACCUUGAGGCAACAGAAUUGACAUUAAGUCAUUGCCCAAACAGUGGUAUUUUUGGCAGUCUCUCUCUCUCUCUCUCUCUCUCAGAAGAAUAACACUUCACUGCCUAUUUUGAUUAAUCCAUUGCAGCUGCCGUUAUUGCAUCCAGCUAAUGUAAUGGGGGUGGGGGCGGGUUAGAGACAUUCUAUCCCCCUGCUCUACUCAUCUGGGGACCCAUAACGUUGAGCCUACUCUUGAAUGCAUGUGACUGGUGUGUGAGCAAUAUUUGGCAUUUGUGCUGUAGAUCACUGCUUUAAAUUAUAUUUCUUAUUCUAAUGGAAAGUAUUCAUCAUGUUUUUGGAUGGUCUUGUAUAUACAUAAGAAGCAAACGAGGGUGUUGUGCCCUUUUAUCCCUUGUUAUACAUUGACCUGGAAUUGUGCAGGUUAUUAAUUGUAAGAAACAGAUGUAAAUAACAGAUGUCUCCCCUCCGCUGGCAUUUUGUGUGCAUUACAACGAGGAGGAAAGUUGAGAGGAAUAGAAACACAAAAGAUUAUUUUUAGAUUGAUUAAAGUCUAUCAUAUUCAGAAUAACCAAGUGCCAUUACUCUGCUAAAGAACAAUUAAAACAAUUUUUAAAAUGUAACUCACAGCUUCCAUUUCUUCUCAUGUUUUUCCUCCGUGAUUCUUAACUUGAAACUGGACUUUUUUCAAAAGAAACAUAGCCAGGAUAAUAGUAUUUUUGUUGCUGUUGUAAAAUUGAUACAGGGAGUUACAGUUAUUCUGUAGGCGCCCUUAUAUAAUUAAAUAUCAUAUAAUAGAGACUCAGGAAAGUUUUGCGUGUGGCUAAACACAAUUCUAAAUAUCCAGAGUAAUGCUAAACCGUAUGUAUGGUGUAAGCCCAACCUCUUUUGUUUCUGAAACCAGUAAUUCAAGCUAACAAGAAUAGACCCUGGAAAAAUAUAUUCAUAUGAUUAUCAGAAUCCAGUGGCCAGGCUGGGAAUUGUAGUCCCUGAAAGUUAUUUUUUCAGAGUCUGAUCAACAAGGUAUACUUUUGUGAAAGUGGUUAUGUCUCACAGAAAUGCACGUGUGUGCUGAACAUGCCAGUUAGUUUUCUAAAGUACCGAUGGGGACCACUUUUAUCCAAUGGCCAUGGUUCUGUAGAAAUAAUUCCCUUUUAUAACACAAGAGAAGCUAUGGCCAGGAUCCAAAGAGUUGUAUUAGGAGGCCAAAGGAUCCCUGUUUGUGAUGUUCAACAAGUCACCAUGCCACAUGUAGGAUCAUGUUGGAACAUGAGAAAACUCUAGAUUGGGUAUUGUGUGGGCAGAUCAUGGGCACGAAGAUGUCUACAAUUCAGCAUAACUUUAAAAAAAAGUCCCACUGGACAUUCCUUAAGUCUAGGAGCAUACCUAAAGCUGCUUUUUAGAUCCUGGUCCAUGGAUGCAGCAGAGAUGAAGCCAAAAAGGCAAUUAAGUUACGCAAACAACAAAAAAUAUAUGACUAGGACCAAAGUGCUUAUUUGUAUUAGUUCUUUUUAAAGGAAUAGAAAGCAGAAGUUCAAACUGGUUUUAAAGGAACAUGCCAGCAUGCUUCAGUGUGCAGUUAGAUGAAAACAAUAUGCAGACAUAUUGUACAUAUUGAUGACGGAUAGCCUUGCUAUCAGAUUUGAAUGUGUUUAACAGUAAGUUUUUAUUUUAAGGGGUUUGUAGCUUAUUUAUUUUUCAAAAACCAAAUUACGUUCAUGGCCUCAGCAUAUUAAAAUGACCAAUUUUACAGGUGUAUAUGUGUAUUUUGGAUUGAAGUUGAUUCAUAUGUGGGUGUUGAAACUGAAACUGCUUAGUUCUGUUCUUUUCUGUUGUGAAAUCAGAUGUCAUGUACUGUACUUUGUUUCUUUUUAGUGCCUUUUUUGGCAUGUUAUGAAAUCAAAUCUGUUACAAACGUUUGCUUGCUCUUUUGCCUCAAACAUUGCUUUUCUUGUACACUUUUGACAUAGCUUUCAGAUUCUAUCCCAGUUUUAAUAUGCAAUUUCUGUGUACUGUGUACUCAAGUGGUUUGCUUACAUUGUCACAUGGCCCUUUAUGUUAUGUGACAGAUCAGUGCUGCUGAACAUCUUUCUUUAAAGCUGUGUUGCUUACCUGCUGAUAGUAAGCAGUCAGUUUAAUGGGUCAUGUUGGUGCUGUUUUGGCAUCUCUUGAUGUAUCUGCUGCUCUAUACUAAAGUGACCCAAAGUUCUACUGAAUACACUGUACUGAUGCUUUGUGGUUAUAA